UGGGUGAAACCCGCCAUGGAAGCUCUAAAAGCUCCACCUUUCCCCUCAUUUCACCGCCAAUCCAUCUCAACUCGAAAUCCCUCCAACACUCUCGAAAAACCCAUUUUAAACAUCCCAUCAUCUCGCCGAAUUUCGCCACUAAUUAGCCGCAACCAGAAAUUAAACUUAAAAACUCUCGCCGCCGCCGCGAUUUCUCCUGCGCCGCUCCAUGAAGAGUUCGUAUCGGAGAGAUUCGACUGGUACGAGCAGUGGUAUCCGGUGUGGCCGGUGUGCGAUCUCGAUAGCAGGAGGCCUCACGCGAAGAAGGUGAUGGGGAUUGAUUUGGUGGUGUGGUGGGAUCGGAACGAGAAUGCGUGGAAGGUGUUCGACGAUAGUUGCCCUCAUCGGUUGGCGCCGCUUUCGGAGGGGAGGAUCGAUCAGUGGGGGAGGCUGCAGUGUGUUUACCACGGCUGGUGCUUUGGCGGCGCCGGCGACUGCAAAUUCAUCCCUCAGGCGCCGCGAGACGGCCCUCCGGUCCACACUUCCAACAAGGCGUGUGUAGCCGUUUAUCCUAGUUGCGUGCAGAAUGGCAUUCUCUGGUUCUGGCCAAAUUCAGAUCCGCAGUACAAGGAGAUACAUUCAACGAAGAAGCCACAUUAUAUCCCGGAACUUGACGAUCCAUCAUUUACCAAUACGAUGAUAGCAAGGGAACUAGCUUAUGGGUACGAAGCCCUGAUUGAAAAUCUCAUGGAUCCUGCUCAUGUUCCAUAUGCACAUUAUGGCAUAAUAAGAACGGGGAAAGUGCCCGAGAGUUUGAAGGCUGACAGGGAAGGAGGCAGACCACUCAAAAUAAGUGUUCAGAAAGUGGAUGUAAAUGGUUUCACAUCGAAGCAAAUGUUCGGAGAGAACCACUUCAUAGCGCCUUGCCUGUGGCUAUACUACGACCAUUUCUCCCCACGCACGAACAAGACUCCAAAGAAUGAUGUGGUGUCAUUCCCCGUCUCCCCCAAGAAAAAGUCUAUGUUCGUUUUCUACUGCAUCCCGGUUAGUCCUGGUUACAGCAGGCUGAUCUUCGCGUAUCCUAGGAACUUUUCUGUCUGGAUGGAGUGCAUCGUUCCGCGUUGGAUGUCUCACCUUGGACAGAACUUGAUUCUUGAUUCAGAUCUCAAUCUUCUUCAUGUGGAGGAAAGAAAGCUGAAGGAGGUUGGGGCCCUCAAUUGGCAAAAAACUUGUUACGUCCCAACAAAGUCUGACACCCUUGUCGCGACAUUCAGAAGGUGGCUGAACCGUUAUGGAGGCACACAGGUCGACUGGAGAAAUAAAUACACCGGAGAGCUUCCACCCACUCCUCCGCGAGAGCAGCUCUUCGACAGGUACUGGACUCACACGGUGAGCUGCAGCAGCUGCAGCGCCGCGUAUAAACGCCUCAAUGCGCUAGAGAUUGCCCUUCAAGUUAUCUCAAUCGCUUUGAUCGCCGCUGUAGCUGCAGCCAAACAGGGUGCAAUUUCCAUUGCUGUAAGAUAUUAUGUGGCUUCAAUGGCUGUGUUGUGCUUUGUAGCUUCAAAAUUGUUGUCACAUUUCAUCUACAAAACUUUUAGAUACCAUGAUUAUGAUCAUUCCUUCUUCCCCUAAGGGUUGGGCUUGUAAUUAAUUCGAUAUUAAUGGUGUACAAACAUCGAUAAAAUUUGCCCA
Molecule: messenger RNA, 1671 nt
Organism: Salvia hispanica
Lineage: Eukaryota; Viridiplantae; Streptophyta; Magnoliopsida; Lamiales; Lamiaceae
Product: flavonoid 8-hydroxylase 2, chloroplastic-like
Cellular component (GO): cytoplasm
Molecular function (GO): chlorophyllide a oxygenase activity; 2 iron, 2 sulfur cluster binding
Source: RefSeq, a predicted model, not a curated record